AUGGCUUCUAAAAUACAAGUUGCAGUUCGUGUUUGUGAAGCGAACCGUAUCGUAUUGCCAUGGAGAUUUGUGCAGUUAAAUCACACUUCUUACACCUAUCAGCAGCUUUGGGCCGAUAUUAUCCAAGGAGUGCAUGGACAGCUUGAUUUUGUUGAUUUAAAGUGCAAACGCACAAGCUACGAAUUCCAAAAAGCAACUGCAUUCCUCUCUUUAUCGCUUACAAAUGGAAUAGAAGGUGAUGCACAGAAUGAUUUGAUGGAAGUUGUUAAUUUCUUCAACAUGAGAUUUUUUUCCAUCAAUAUCAAACAUGGCGACAUAGACUGUGACGAUUGUCGCCUCCAUGCUGGCACUGCGAAUCCACCUACUACAAAUGCUUUUCAAGUGAUGAUGGCUGCUGCCAAAGAAGCUGCUAUCAUAGGUAUUCCAAAGGUUUGUCCAGAUCCCAAAUGUAACCUAGAUAAACUAAAGAAUACAAUUCUAACAUACUUUCAAGAAAAGAUGUGUAUCUUCCCUGCCAAUUGUGGAAAAGCAGCCACUGUAUUUGUUGCUAGGCUUUCUGACUUUGUGUAUUAUCUUGAUGGGCAAUAUUUCAAAAUUGAAAUGGAAAUAAGCAAAGCAAAGAAAUUUCCAGAAGUCUUUAAAAGGAAAUUUAGUGGUUUUAACUGCCCAGAAAAGUCUAAGCAUAGAAAACACGAGCUCAACAACCUCUCAGAAAAGAAGUUGGAAAGUCAUGCCAUUGCUAUUAGAGAAGUUAUACAGUCACUACAGUUCCUAGACAGCAUACCAUGGGCCGAGGUAAAGCAGGAAGUUCUUCAAAUGGUUCAAGUUGUUGAGCAGUAUUGCUUGCAUCUCAGAGUGGACAAUGUUAGGAACAAAGUAUCGCGAGAAACCCCCCGCAGUGAAGUUGAAAUUAGGGCCAAUGUCACACUAAUGAAAGUAAACAAGAGUCCAAUUCAUCCUGCUUUGAGUGGCCUUGACAAGCAGCUUUUAGAUGUUCAACUCUAUAGUCCCAUAUCUAUCCGAGAGUUUCUACCUACCUGUGAUAGACGGAGAGUUUAUGAAAUCAUUCAGGAGUUGAAACAGAAAGGGCUGAAGUUCAAAUGCAUUCACUAUGCUCAUCAACCAGGUGGCAGCAAACAAGCCUUACACUUUGUGUGGAGAGUGGACGAGGCUAAAUCAGAGGGAGAAACCAUCGAAAGAUGCCUGCAAGUGAUCAAGAAAAUAGAGGCAGAAAUACCAGUUUAUGAAAGACGAAUAACCAAAAAGCACUUCAUGCAGGCGUUUGGAUUUGUUGUCAAGCCAGUUGCCCUUCGAGCUAUAUUUCGAGAGUUGAAAGGUGAUCAGUCUGCCCCAGCAAACCUAAGCGAGAGGGAGUUAGACAGUCGCUUUCAGUAUGCAAUGCAAUGUGAAGAUGCUGGAAUUCUUGUUGAUCUCAGGAACCAGUCACCUGAAAAGAAAAAGGAUACUUUCAAGGAGUUUUUUGCAGAAACCGAGAGAUAUUUGGCAGAAGAUAUUGGUGUGGCCUGUCAUGAAAGGCGUCAUGGUGAGCAAUUAUACCUUGCCAAAGCAGUCAGCAUCAAAGAUCUCCAUGAAAGAAUUAAAGAAAGAGUACCACCAGGGACCAAUGUGCCAUCAGUUAAGUGGUUGCGUUAUCAGUUCCAGCCAAUCAAUCCAAGGGCCAACACAGCAAAGUAUUACAAAGGGAUCAUUAAUGUCAAAAUGAUGGUACAAAAGAGACAGGUAAUGUAAAACCUAUGUUGCUACUGAAAACGUCCAUUGACGUUUUCAUGUGACAGUUUGAUAAACAAAAACAUUGCUUAAUAUCACUACUCCAGAAUUUGACUGUGUUGUUUUGACCUUCAGAAUUCCAGGAAAGUAUAAAUUUUGCUGCAUUUUUGCCUUAAAAAUUUUUUUUUCACUUUAAAAAUUACUUCUAAAAAUCUAGAAAUUCUUUCAACUCCCUUCAUGUCCUUAAAAAGAAACGAUUGGUACUGUAGUAUAUAUUUUAAACAAUCAAUCAAAACUUUAUUUAGGCACGGUAAAAUCUACACUAUAACAUAAAUAACAUUUUAUAGUAACAAUUAAUUAACAUAACUAAAAUAUAACUUACACUUAUAGGACAAAUAUACGGAGAACAUUUAAAUUGAGACUUUUACAUUUACAAUACUAUAUACUACAUACUGAUUUCCAAGAUUGCCGUGCACGAGUCCGUUUCAAGUAGAAAAUAAGAUAUCAAUUUCUCUUUUAAAUUGACUAAGAGAGCAUACUGAACAUACAUUUUGAGGUAUCUCAUUCCACAACACUGCACCGCUAUUUCUAUUUCUUGUACUAUAUGUCAAUUUCGGUUUGGAUGUUGCCCUAUUAAAUGAAAGCGUUCUCAAUAUUUCCUUUCCAGAUUAGAGUAAAUCAUGUGGAUGCACAUUAUUGUUCAGCUGCUUGGCGGUACAUGCGUGAGUUUGCAAUUACCCACAGAGAUAUGACAACAUUGGUCAGCAUGGACGACAAGCACAAAUGUAAGGUUGGGGAGCCCUUGUAUCCAUUGGCAGCAGCUGAAAGAGGGAAGCAGGUUAUCGUUGGAGCUAACCAGGUGAUGGCUGUUGGGGACCAUGACUUCAGCAAAUGUACUUUGACUCCAUCAGUUAACUUGGUGGUGAGUUGCUAAUGUAUAAAACAAGUAGAUGCAUUAUCUAUUGUCUGUUCAGUUAUUAAAAAAGAUGGCCAGAAAAUAUCACAAUGUGGUAGAACUUACCAUUUCGAGAUGUUCUUACCAUGAUGUGACAUUAUCUGUGCAUCAACAUCUGACCAGACAACAACAAAAAAUGGAUCUAUUUUGUAAAUAUUUUACAGAUUGAUAUUCCUCAAACAAUAUCUGGUAGCUUCUACAGGGGCGAUGUUUAUGUUGGGUUCAAGGAUUCAAUAUUAAAGCCUUCUUCCCCAUUGCGCCACGCAACUGAACUGGCAGAAAUUCUGAAGCUAAGAGGAAGUAGGUUCUAUAUGUGGAAAUAAAUUAUGUUUUUGCAUGAUAUGCUUUUAAGUUCUAUUGCAAUUCUUUGUUAUGGUUUUAAAUUAAUUCACAGGUAACUAGUCCAACAAGGCAACAAACAAUGGCCAGUGUAAUUUAGUAUAGUCUGUUUAAGAGUCAUUUAAGAGUCUAUUUUACUGUAGCUGUCCAUCCUGUCCUACUGCUAUACACUGAUGGAGGGCCUGAUCACCGAACCACGUACAUGUCGGUGAAACUGUCCAUGAUAGCAUUGUUCAGGUCUCUGGACCUUGAUAUGUUGGUUGCCUUAAGGACAGCUCCCAGUAACUCGUGGGCAAAUCCUGUAGAGAGAAUAAUGAGUAUUGUGAAUACUGGUCUACAAGGUAUUGGCCUUAUGCGUCAGAAAAUGGGUGACAACUUUGAAAAAGCAAUAGGUGUGUAGAUGUUUCACAUUUGUACAACAAAAAUUAUCACAACAGAUAUUUUUUUCUAACCAAUCAAAUAUUUUAAUAUAUUUCAGCUAAUGCGAAAAGUGUCAAAGAGAUGAGGGAAAAGUUGGCAACGGAUGACCUCAAGAAAGAGCUAGGUGAAUCGUUGUCAUUUCCAAUUGAUCUUCUCAACAGCCAGAUGAACAGAUUAAGUCUGAAGGAAAAGAAGUUCCAGACCUUUACUCCAGCUUCAGAAGAAGAGAUCAACACGCUGUGGGAAAAAUGCCUGGAAAUUGAGAAAGGGUUACAGGUAUACAGUAGUAGUAGGUAGUAGGGGUGGAACAUAAAAAAAUUACCUGAAUGAAUACUGUGUGAGGUUUGUCAUUUGUUUAUGCUUUUUUCACAUUUAUGUGUAGCGCGACCAUUUAACCAUGAAGGAUGUAAAGGACUUUGAACACCUUAAAGCUUUCCUCAAGCACUGCUGCAUUGAGGGACAUUAUUGCUUCCAGGUGAAGAAGUGUGGUAAUGAUAACUGCAAAAUCUGCAGGUACUGUAUGAAGAAUAUCGAAAUUCUAUACAUAUGAAUGUACAGUAUAAUACAUUUGAAUCUUUCAAUAUAACAAUGUAUAACAAAUAAACAAUAAACAUUACAGGUACAGUGUAUGUUGUUGGCCCGUUGCACAAAUAAUUGUAUAAAAUUGAGCUAGUUGAUUAUAAGUGUAACCAAUUUUAGACCGUUACGGGACAAACGGAGCAAAGAUGUGAGUUCCUUACCUUUCCCAGUUCCAGCUGGUGAUGGUCAUUAUCGCCCGUUUGAGGAAGUCUAGGAAGAGGUAUUUUAAGUAUUUCUAUAGAGUACCGGUAUACCAACUAUUAUGUAAUAUUAAUCAUACAUUCAUGUUGAAUUAUUUGUUUCUUUGUAAUAGAACCGGCCAAGUAAAGUAACAAGACCCAAGACUACCAGGGCAAAACUACCUUUCUCGCCAUCUGUACAACAUGCGCAGAAUACAGAUGUCAUGGUGCAAUGCACUGAGUGUGAGAAAUGGCGGCUUGUCUUUGCAAAAAAGAAGCUAACGAAGAGACAGAAGCAGCAGCUGACAGAUCUUCUGGAAGAUAUGGAUUACACUUGUGGUUUUCAAUUUGGUGAGAAUAAUUUUGUGAAUUAGUCAGCAUGCAUUUAUAUUUGUUUGUAACCUUUGUGAUUUUAUGAGGGUAGAGAAGAUCAUUGUUGGAUCAGAGACAAUAUAACUGUACAUAUAUACUAUUCCUAUCGUUUUAGAUGAUAUACUUCUUCCUCAUGGGCUUCAAGUCCACAUUAAAGACCAUGACUGCGAAGAUAACAUAGAAAAGCUGUACUAUGCUUGUGACUAUGAACCAUGCUGCAUCUAUUGUGGGGAAUAUGUUGAUGAUGUGGAUGAAGAUGAUGAGAUUUAUCCCCAGUGCGGAAAUUGUACACAAGAUCCUGUCAGGAAACGAAAGUGA
Messenger RNA from Paramuricea clavata, 4890 nucleotides. The record is from the annotation of a GenBank genome assembly. NCBI's taxonomy places the organism in Eukaryota, Metazoa, Cnidaria, Anthozoa, Malacalcyonacea, Plexauridae.